This is a messenger RNA of Pseudomyrmex gracilis, 1368 nucleotides long. Its product is annotated as pre-mRNA-splicing factor RBM22. The record is from RefSeq and is a predicted model, not a curated record. The transcript is spliced from 3 exons. Gene Ontology annotation, cellular component: U2-type catalytic step 2 spliceosome; U2-type catalytic step 1 spliceosome; Prp19 complex. NCBI's taxonomy places the organism in Eukaryota, Metazoa, Arthropoda, Insecta, Hymenoptera, Formicidae. Gene Ontology annotation, molecular function: U6 snRNA binding; pre-mRNA binding; metal ion binding. Bases 82 to 1311 code for a protein of 409 amino acids.
UUACUUUUACAUGUAUAUAGCUACAGUAAGAGAUGAGAGUCAGUUUGUCAUUUGAUUGAGUCUGAUUGAAUCUGAAACGCAAUGGCUACAUCAAAAACCACGAACACAUACAACAGACAAAAUUGGGAGGAUGCGGAGUUCCCGAUAUUAUGCCAAACGUGUUUAGGAGACAAUCCAUAUAUUCGUAUGACAAAAGAGAGAUACGGGAAAGAAUGUAAGAUAUGCAUGCGGCCAUUCACGGUAUUCAGAUGGUGUCCAGGAGCGAGAAUGAGGUUUAAGAAGACUGAGGUGUGUCAGACAUGCAGUCGAUUGAAAAAUGUCUGUCAAACCUGUUUGCUCGACUUGGAAUACGGCUUGCCCAUUCAAGUUCGAGACGCCGCCUUGAAGAUCAAGGAUGAUCUACCACGCUCCGACGUGAACAAGGAGUAUUAUGUACAAAAUAUAGAUAACGAAAUUGGAAAAAUGGAUCCGACAACACCAGCAGGCGCCGUUGGCAAAUCCGCCGCAGCUAGCGAUCUACUGAUGAAGCUUGCAAGAACAAGUCCUUAUUAUAAGAGGAACAGACCUCAUAUUUGUUCGUUUUGGGUAAAGGGCGAGUGCAAGAGAGGAGAGGAAUGUCCAUAUCGUCACGAAAAACCAACGGAUCCAGACGAUCCACUGGCUGAUCAGAACAUAAAGGAUCGUUACUACGGCGUGAAUGACCCGGUAGCGGAUAAGCUGAUGCGAAGAGCGGCAGCCAUGCCAAAACUUGAUCCACCUGAGGACAAGUCGAUCACAACUUUGUACGUUGGCAAUUUGGGAGAUGUACUAACGGAGAAACAAUUGCGCGAUCACUUUUAUCAGUACGGCGAGAUUCGUUCGGUAACGAUGGUUCCACGUCAGCAAUGUGCCUUUAUCCAAUAUACUCAGAGAAGCGCCGCCGAGGCAGCGGCGGAAAGAACAUUUAAUAAAUUGAUAUUGGGAGGUAGACGACUCACCAUAAAAUGGGGUCGCUCUCAGGGAAGACAAACCGUGUCCGCGUUAGAAGCUACGAGGGAGAUACUCGAACCUGUUCCAGGAUUACCCGGAGCAUUACCACCGCCACCGGAGAGCAUGGGAAACAAUUUCUUCAAUCUGCAAACCACUUCCGGCAUGAUGCCACCGAUGAUGAUUCCACCACCGCCGGUCACGCCUCAAUUUAUGUUCCCGCAAAUGACCGCUGCAGCUGCACCGAUUUUCCCUCCCGGAACAACACCUAUACAUUAUCCGAGCCAAGAUCCAUCUAGAAUGGGCGCGUCGCAAGGUAUCGGCAAGCCUUGGCCAGAGGAAUAGAUGUAAAACAAAAAGUAUUUAUAUAUAUAUAUAUAUAUAUAUACAUAUUAUAUAUAC